AAUAUAACCAAUUUAAAUUUUCAAAUGUGAUGUGCCAAAUAAUUUUGAGUAUUACAAAAUAAGUACAAUUUUUUUUAUAAGUUGAAAGUGAAAAUUUUCAUCAUUUAGUUUUCAGUUUCAAAUUUGUUAUCAUGAGUGAAGGAAUAUUUGGGUUAUCAUAUUCUCUUAAUUUAUCUUUUAAUGAUAAAUCUCCGAACAACAGCAAUUGCACAGAAUCAUGUAUCAAAUAUGUUAAAAUCAAUAAGGAUAAUACCAUUCAAACUAACUCUGCAUCUCCUUUAACUUUAAUCGAAUCAGCAGUUCCUCCAGCACUUCAAAAUGUAUUAAAUCAUUAUGGAGUUCAAGCAAAAACAUUACGUACCAAAAAUUCGUCAUCACUGGAGGUUUCAUCCCAAAAUAUUCCAAAAGAAUCUUCUGCUGUGAAUGAUCUUACAUUUUCUAUUUUCAAAAAAAUUCAAGAAGAUUCUGAUUUAAAUUCAACUGCUUGUCAGAGUUCUUCCACUAAGCAAACAAAUGUUCCUCUAAAAAUUGAUAAUCAGAAGGUCGGUUAUCGAAAAACUGAAACUGAAAAGAGUACAGUAAAACCUAAAAGCAAGAAAAGAAAACAUACCGAUAGAGGUUCAGAUUUCAAACGACAUGAAAAUUCUGCAGGAGAUUCCCUCGAUAAAAUUCACAAAGGAACACAUUGUAGUAAUACUCUAUCGGUUUCUAAAAAAAUUAAAAUUUAUCAAGAUGUGGUGAUAAAAAGUGCUGACGAAGGUGGUUGCAAUGGUUAUACUAAUGAAGCAGAACAAAUGGUUGAGAAAUAUCAAUAUCACAUUUUAAAUUCAUGUCAUCAAAGUUUCAACAGAGAUAAUGAAGAAGUCAAUAGAAUUCAAUUGAAAGUUGGAGGCUCUAUGGACGAAGAGCAAAAUUUGAAACAUGUUGUUCAAAUGAAUGAAACCUCAUCUUAUAGAUCUGAAAAUGUCAAAACAAUAAUAUCACAUUUAGAUAAGGAAGAAACAAGAAUACCUGAUUCGUUAGCAGAAUCUGAGGAUCAAAUUAAAAUUGAAUAUAAUGAAAGAAGAGAAAAACCAAAGAAAAAACAUAAACAUUCCAAAAAUCUAGAUGAGAUUGAUUUAUUUUUGAAAAUUAACCACCAGGACACAUCAUUUAUUGAUAAGAAAAAUAGUAAAGUAGUUGAAAUGAAAACUACUCUUCCAGAGUUACCUGAACAAAUACCAUCCAACCAGAAAAAGACACUACAUAUUUCCACUGGAAAAAAUACCAUAUUAAAUUCUCCUCAUAAUCAACGAAACAUAUUAGAGGAACCAAAUUGUAAAAAUAUCAAUGUAUCAUGGAAAUUGGAUCAAGAAGAAAAAAAUGAUGAGAAAUAUCAAUUUCACACAGCUCUUCAUGAACAUUCAAAUGUAAGUAAUUUUGAAGUUUAUAGAAAACAGUUAUUCACUGAAGAUAUCGAUGAAACAAUCUGUGGGAAUGAACAGUCAAAUUUAAAUAACAAAAAGUGUUUGGAAGCAUGUCGAGAAACACAAAAUUCAAAUACAUCCCCAGAAAUUACAAUUGUUAGAGAAGAUAUUAAUGAAGAAGAAAUAAAAUUCAAGAAAGUUAAAGAUGAAAAAACUGAAGAUGCUACAACAGAAAAUGUUAGCCUAUGUCGUAUGAUUGAACAGCCGAUACAGUCGGUAAGAAAAUAUGAUAUAGAAAAAUUAGAUAAUAUUCUUACUCCUAUUAGGAACAGUGGUAUGAAGCAGGGAAAUUCAAAGAAAAAUACAAUUGUUGAUAUCCAAGAAAAAACAGCACAUAGUCGAAAUGUUGAAAUUAAUAUAUCAAAAGAAACAGAAAUUGAAGAGUCAUGUGAGAAUCAAGAUAAAGGUCAAUCUAAAAUUCUUUCAAAAAGUGAUGAUAUUAAGGAAGAAAAAGCAAAGUUGGUCCAAAAAGAAAAUCCUCAUCAGGAGAGUGAUAUACAAGACAUGAUAAAUGCAAAUCCAAACAAAAAUUCAAUUCGAACAAGAAAAAAACAACAAAUGACGACUUCGUAUGAUAAUGGCGAAAAUUCAGAAGGAAAAUCUAAAAAUAAAUUAGUAGACAGCAUUUUAAGGGAAACAAUUGAUGUAAUCCAUAGUCCUAAGAAUAAAAGUACUGAAGUUGGAAAUGACUGCAAAAUUGAUGAAAUAGCUAAAAGUAAUGAUACUUCUUCUGACCACCACGAACCAGUGGAGAAUCAGAAGUCCAUUAAAAUAAAAAAGCACAAAAAAUUGUUUGAUGUGAAUAAUGAACAAUUAAGUUACAAUAAUAAUCCUAAGCAGUUGAAUUCAAUAGAAAAACAUCAAGAUCAAUCCAAUAAUAUUCCCAUUCUUUUAGAAACCACAAUUAGUGGGAAGACUAUUAAGAAGGAGGUAAGAAAGGGCAUAUUGGACUGUCAAUCUCAUGAAACUAUUAAGAACAAAAUUCAAAAUGAAAUAAAUCUUUCAGAAAAUGCGGUGCAAAUAUUCCAUGAAGGGCGAUAUAUCGAUGAAUUCGAUGUGAGUGAAAGUGCAAAUGUAAGAAGUGAACAGAAAAAAGUUCGAAAAUCUAGAAAAAAAAUUUUUGAAGAGAUACAAGAUAUGGACUCAAAAAAAAACCAAAUUCUACAAAUUGCAUCAGAAAUGGAAGAAAACAUUGGCGAUAGUAAACAAAAAGAAUCCGAUAAUAAAUUAAAUAGUGAGAGUAUUCAGAAAACAACAAGUGUAGAUAGAAUCAUAAAAAAAGGUGAAAUGGAAACAAAAAUUUCAACUCCGACAAAUAAAAAGGGCAAAGUAAAUGAAAAGAAAAAGGGCGAUGAAGGUAGUACAAAAUAUCUUGUUGAAAAAACAAAAAACAAUAAAUCAAAGAUUCAAUUAGAUGAUCAUAUUUCUAAUAUACUUUUCUCUAAAAUCGAAGAUUUUUUCAAAGAAUUAGACAGUGGAGGAAGUGAUUACGAAAGUGACAAAGGCAAAAAUAAAAAGGUACCACAAAUAAAAGAAAACAAAAAUAAAAUAAAUAAUUCAGAUACUGAGCACAAAAAAGACACAAUCAUACAAUUGAAAUCAGAUGACAAUUUGAAUACAUCCACGCUAAUCAGUACAGAACCAGAUUUCGACAAUCUUUUUGAUGACGUAGAUGAAAAAUUAUUAAGUGACAUAGAAAAGGAAUACCAUGAAAUGCAAUCCUGCAUGACUCCUGAGAGGACACUUCCAGUUGAGCCUAUUGAAAAUAAGUGCAAAAGAAUGAAAUAUAAUUCAUUUGUAGAGAAUUCAUCACCUCGUACAAAACAAGCAAAAGAUACUGUAAUUGACAAUGAUGACAUGGACCUAGAAUUCUCAGAAGAUCCAGAGUUAGAAUACAAAAAAAUGCAAUCUUACAUAUUUAAUCAAGAGAAUACACCUGAUUCAGAAAUAAAAAAAAAGACUAAUUGUAAAGAUUUUGGGGAAAAUCAUCCUGAAAGUAAAAUGAUUGCACCUUCAAGAACAAAUAAAGUUCCAGGAAUAACUAAUUUGAUAUCCCAGUCCGGUAGUAACAAAAUUAAAAAUGUAAAAAGUAAUUCAUACGGUAAUUAUGACAGUGAAGCUGAAGCAGUAAUAAGAGACACAGCCAUUAAUAAGAGACAGUCAUUAUCCCCUCUGAAAAAUCAUAUGAAAAAUUUUAAAAUCUUGAAUUCCAAUCAGAAUUUUGUUGAUGGUCAUACAACUGAUAAACAAGAGAUAGAGAAUAAAGAAAAUGAGCCUGAAAAGGGUACAGGAGCAAGUGAAACCAGCAUUCAGGAUAGUACUAAAAGUUCUCUAAAUGAUAGUUUUAUAAAUACAAAUAAAGAUAGUUCUUCUGUUCCAGCUAAAGAAAUUCAGAAAAAUAGUGAAACCUUUAUAGCAAAUGAGUGCAAGCCAAUUACUGAAAUUCAUUUAAGUGACCACCAAUCAUGUGUUGAAAGUGAUACAAAUACUGAGGCUGAAUCAUAUAUAAACACCUUUAUUCAGCACUCAAAACUACUUAUGGAUAUCGAAGCAGAAUUGGACGAUUACGCAGAUAUCGAGGAAACUUUCUUCAAAUCUGACGAUGACAAGCAAAGUCAAAAUGUAAGUUUUGACAUUGAAAAGUGUUCCGAAGAAAAUGCUAAUGGAGUUGUACUUAAUAAAGAAGCUUCAAUAAAAUCUCCAAAGAAACAUAAAAAAAUGGAAGAUAAAAAUGAAAACAAUAAGCCUGUCAAGGAAAGUUCACUUGGAAGUAAAAUUACAAAAAUUAAAUUCUCUCCAAAUAAAAGUAAUAAAGUUGGAAAUGAAGGGGGUAAUACUGGACAUAAAUAUAUUAUGCAUAAAUUUUUAGAGGAAAACUCAAACAAUAUAUCUAACGCUGAAGUUUCAAUAAAAACACCCAAAAAACAUCAAAAAACUUCAACUCGAGAUACAUAUAUUAUGCAUAAAUUUUUAGAAGAAAACUCAAAUAAUACAUCUAACAAUGUUUCAAUAAAGACACUUGAAAAACUUCAAAAUACUCCAACUGAGGAGAAAAAAGAAUUCUCUGAAAGUAAAUGUGACAGAACUAAAAAUGACGAGGAAAAUACUCAAAACAAAAUUAAUGGACCUAAAUGUAGAAGUAUCUUAGAUUUCUUCAGAAAAGAAAAUAUUAAAACUGCUGUGUAUGAAAAUAAAUCGAUUGAAGAUCCCGUUUCAAAUGAAACUGGGAAUAACAACAAAGAUUCAUUACCUUCCAAUGAAGUUCAAAUUAAGACAAAUAUCGAGAAAACCUCCUUAAUACCAGGCAAAGACGACAUGCAAUGUCAAGAUGAGAAUUCUGACAUCGAAAAAUGUAAAAAAGAAACCACAAAUAGAGUUGUACCUAAUAAAGGACCUUCAUUGAAGUCGCCAAAGGAAAGUCAUGGAAUAUCAAAUGAAAACGAUAAUACUGAUAGAGAAAGUUUUCUCCAAACCGAGGUCAAAAAAAUUAUAUUUUCUGUAGAUAAAAGUGAUAUAUUGGAAAAUGAAGUUGGUAAUAUUCCAAAUACAUGUAUCGUGCACAAAUCUUCAGAAGAAAAAUCAAUUAAAAUCAUAUCUUACGAUGAAGUUCCAGUGAAGACACCUAAAAAACAUCAAAGAAUACCAGUCCAAAACGAUAAAUCUUCCAGGAAAGGAAAUAUUAAAAACAAGAGAAAUAGGAGUCCCACUGAAGUUAAAAGUGAUAACGUCCAGAAAAAGGAAGAAUAUAGUAAAAACCGGUAUAUUCCUAACUCUUCUGAGGAAAAUUCAAAUAAAAUUAUAUCCGACAAUGAAGUUCAAAUAACACCAGCUGUGAAGGAUAAAACUUCUAGGAAAAGUUCAAUAAAAAAUGAGAAUAACAAAGGAAAGAUAUCUGGAAAAAAAUGGGACAGAUUUAAGAAUGAAGAGGAAAAUACUCAAGACAAAAGUGAUGAACCUAAAUGUAGGAGUAUUUUAGAUUUUUUCAACAAAGAAAAUGGUACAACUGCUGUGCAUAAAAAGGAAUUGACUGAAGAUAAAAUCGAAGAAAACUUGAAUAAUGUCAUAUCCAUUAACGAAUUUUCAAUAAAGACACCUAAAAAACAUCAAAAAACACCAGUUCAAAAUAAAAAAUCUUCCAGGAAACGUAAUAUUGAGAAUGAGAGUUUCUCUGAAAAUAAAUGUGAUAAAGCCCAGAGGUCAAGCAACGAAGACAUGAAAAGUCAAGAAGGAAAUUUUGACUUAAAAAAAAGUUCAGAAGAAAACACUGAUAGAGUUGUACCUAAUGAAGAAGUCUUAAUUAAGUCAUCUAAGAAACGUCAAAGAAUAUCAGAAAAAAAGGAUAAUAUUAUUAAAAAUGAGAUUAAAAAAAUUAGAUUUUCUCUUGGUGGAAGUGAAAUAGUUGAAAAUGAGGGGGAUGAUAUUCAGAAGACAUGUAUUAAACAUAAAUCUUCAAAUGAAAAACCAAAUGAAAUCAUAUCCAACAAUGAAGUUUCAGUGAAGACACCUAAAAGAAAACGAAAUUUAUCGGUUCAAAACAGUAAGAGUGCUGUGCCUAAUGAAGAUGGUUUAAUAAGGUCAUCUAAGAAACGUCAAAGAAUAUCAGAUGAAAAAUGUAAGAUUUUUAGGAAAAGUUUGCUUGAAAGUGAGAUUAAAAAAAUUAAAUUCUCUGUAGAUAAAAGUGAUAUAGUUGAAAAUGAAGUGGAUAAUAAAUCUAAAUCUUCAGUAGAUAACUCAGAUGAAAUUAUACCAUGCAAUAAUGUUCCAACAAAGACACCUAAAAAACAUCAAAAAACUCCAGCUCUGAACAAGAAGAAAAUACCAGCUGUGAAGGAUACAACUUCUGAGAAGAGUUUAGUAAAAAAUGAGAGUAAUAAGAAGAAACUAUCUGAAAAUAAAUGUGACAAAGUUGAAAAUGAACAGGAAAAUACUCAGAACAAAAGUGAUGGAACUAAAUGUAAAAGUAUUUUAGACUUUUUCAAAAAAGAAAAUAACACAACUGCAGUGCAUAAAAAUGAAUCAACUGAAGAUAAAAUCAAAGAUCUGAAAGCAGUAAGUUCUAAGAAAGAUUCAAUAAAUUCUAAAGAAAUUCUCAUGAAUGACGAACAAAAAAUUAAUUCAGAUAAUUCAAACCUUAAUUCAGAUUCAAAUGAAACUGAGAAUAACAAUGAAUAUUCAUUACCUUCUGAUGAAGUUCGAAUUAAGAGAAAUAUUAAAAAAAUCUCCUUAAUACCAGACGACACGCAAUGUCAAGAAGGGAAUUCUGACAUCAGAAAAUGUAAAACAGAAACCUCAAAUAGAGUUGUUCCCAAUAAAGGACUCUCAAUAAAGUUGCCAAAGAAAAGUAAUGGAAUAUCAGAUGAAAGCGAUAAGACUUAUAGAAAAAGUUUGCUUCAAAGCGAGAUAAAAAAAAUAAGAUUCUCUAUCGAUAAAUAUAAUGUAGUUGAAAAUGAGCAAGAUAAAUCUUCAAAAAAAGUACCAGUAAAGACGCCUAAAAAACAUCAAGGAAUACCAGUCCAAAACGAUAAAUCUUCCACGAAAGGAAAUAUCAAAAAUAAAAAAGAUAGGAGUUCCUCUGAAGUUAAAAGUGAUAAAGACCAGAAAAAGGAAGAAGAUAGUCAAAACAGGUGUAAUCCUAACUCUUCAGAAGAAAAUUCAAAUAAAAUUAUACCCAGCAAUGAAGUUCAAAUAACACCAGCUGUGAAGGAUAAAACUACCAGGAAGAGUUCAGUAAAAAAUGAGAGUAACAAGGAGAAGAUAUCCGAAAAUAAAUGUGACAGAGUUAAAAAUGAAGAGGAAAAUACUCCAAACAAAAGUAAUGGACCUAAAUGUAGGACUAUUUUAGAUUUUUUCAAAAAAGAAAAUAGUAUGACUGCUGUGCAUAAAAAGGAAUCAACUGAAGAUAAAAUCGAAGAUCUGAGUUCAACGAGUUCUAGAAGAGAUUUAUGUGAAGAGGUUGGUGUUCCAGAUUAUUCAAAUCUUAAUUCAGAUUCAAAGGAACAUGAGGGCACUGAUGAAUAUUCUUUUGCCGAUAUUCUAUCUCAGAUUAACUCAAAAAAAUUGGAGAAGGAGUUUCAUGAUAUCUUGGGGACUUCUUCAAAGCUGGCAGUUCAUGAAGAAUCAUCAAAUCCGGAUGAUAUUCUAGUAUCACCAAAAAAGAGUCAAAAGAAGUGUGGAGGAAGGAAACAGACACGGGAAGUUCAUGAGAAGUAUGAUGAUGAACAAUCAUCAAAUUCUGAUGAUGAAGAAUUCUCAGAUUCUGAUGAUAUUCCAGUAUCACAAAUAAACAAUAGAAAGAAGAGUGGAGGGAGGAAACAGACACAGAAAGUUCAUGAAAAAUAUGAUGAUGACCAAUCAUCAAUUUCCGAUGAUGAUCAAUCAUCAAAUUCUGAUGAUGAACAAUUAUCAAAUUCUGAUGAUUUUCUAGUACCACCAAAAAACAGCAGAAAGAAGUGUAGUGGAAAGAAACAGGCACAUGAAGUUCAUGACAGUUCGGAUGAUGACCAUUCAUUUAAUUCUGAUGUUGAAGAUUCGUCAAAUUCUGAUGAUUCUUCGGUAUCAUCAAGGAGGAGAAAGCAUUAUGGUGAAAGGAAAAGACAGUCAGUUUAUGUGAAUUCAGAUGAUGAGGAAUCAUCAAACCCUGAUGAUAUGUUAGUAUCACCAAUGAAGAGGAGAAAGAAGUGUGGUGGAAGGAAACAAGGAUUUAAAGAAAAGGCAAAGAAAGAGCAAGCCAUAAAGCUCAUGAAACAAUCAAAGUCUAUUUGGGAAAUUCAAAAGGAAUUAGAUAUUUAUAAGAAAGAUGAACUGCAAAAGAAAGUCGAGAAUUUGGUUAUAAAAAAUCCAUAUCCCUUAUCUAGAAUACAAGAGAUUAUACCUAUCACUUCUUAUUAUGUAGGCUGUAGGCAAAGACUCAGUGAUGAAGGAAUAACAUUGAAAUUAGGUCCUUUUUCUGAGAAAGAAGAUGAAAUGAUUAAAACAAAUUGGAAAGACUUUUGUCAGCAAAUUAAUUGGGAUGAAAAUGAUUAUCUACCCUUUGUUAGUGGUUCUGCAAAAUCCAAGUAUGGUGUCUUAUCACUUAAACAAUUUGAAUCGUUUGUACAAUGGAUUUCUCAUGAUUUUGAAAACCGAACAAUGAAUACAGUUUUUGAUAGAUUUCGAAGUAUAUACCUUUUCAAGGAACUGGACAAUGGAAGGUAUGAUGAAGUCGAUGAUCAAGUUAUUGAAGAAUAUCUGAAGGUCAACGACAGCAGUACACCAUUUCUUGACAUUGGCACUAUUUUGAACAGACAAAGAAGAUCUGUACGUUUAAGACAUCGCCUACUGGAAAUUAAAAAAAAAUACAGUAAUCAAAAAAUACAUUGGACCAAAUCUUUGGUGGAAAAGCUGAUAGUUACUCUAACAGAAGAGACCUGCACUAUCAAUUUAUUGGAGCUGAAAGAUCAUAAAAUUACAUCGUUAGAAUGGUUAAAAGUGGCCGAAAGAAUGAAUCUACCUCCUGACAAUAUCAGAAGAUCGUGGUUAAGUAAUUUAUAUCCAAGAUUUUUCUCUGAUGUCUAUACGGAACAUAAGGGGUACAUACGGGCUAAACUAAUUGACAUUGUAUCUUCAAGUUACCCCAGUUGGAAAGAAGUCGAUUGGAAAGCAGUUUCAGAGAAAAUGGGAGAAGGUUUUCCUCCAAUUACAUGCAGAAAAACCUUACAUGAUCUUGUUAGAAAUAAGGUUCCAUCAGUUAAAAAAAAUGAUUUCAAAAAAGCUUUGGAACACUUGAAAAAUAUAGACCUGGAGCCAACAAAAGACUAUUAUAGUUUUGUGAAAGAGAUAUGGAGAGAAACAAAAAAUGGGACUAUCCUACCAAGGAUAUAAGGGCUGGGCUGAAGAAAAUAUGUGAUGCUUUUAAUUUUUUUUUAUAUUUAUUAUGGCUGUAUAUAUUUUUUAAUUUUUAUAUCUAGGUGAUAUUUUCUCUUUGAAAUGUGACAGUGUUGACAUUAUUUGACAUAUUUUACAAUAAAUAUACUGAAA
This is a messenger RNA of Harmonia axyridis, 9482 nucleotides long. Its product is annotated as MATH and LRR domain-containing protein PFE0570w-like. The record is from RefSeq and is a predicted model, not a curated record. Lineage: Eukaryota; Metazoa; Arthropoda; Insecta; Coleoptera; Coccinellidae. The transcript has 11 exons. Bases 132 to 9326 code for a protein of 3064 amino acids.